GCAUGAAUGUGUAUUGAAGGAGGAAUGCGUCAGACUGUUUUACUCUGAAAUCGAUCAAAACGAAAGGGAGGCGGCACAUAAAGAAAAAGCAUGCUUCAAACUUGAUACAGUUAUAAUGAUGACGAUGUUAGUAUUAUCUACAAAUGAUGAUGAUGAUCUCUUGUAGUAUAAAAAAAUCCACUCUUCACGUUUACAAUUACAGAAAUAAGUUUUAAAAUUCUUCUGCUGCUUUUCAUAUGUCCUUUUAAGAAGUGAACUAAGUUUUUCAGUGGAUUCUAAUUCAAUGUUCAGUGUUGACCUUGUUUAAAAUACAACCUUUCCGGGUAGUUCAAUACAAUAGAAAAUUCAUGACUAAGUUAUAAAUUGGAGUGAAGUAAAAAGAAAACAUUAUUUCAUUUUAUUGUUUUAAUUAUGUCUACAGUAACUACUUGUUUAAAUAAACUAACACAUGAACACAAUGGAAAUAUAACAAAAUCAACUAUUGAAAACUUUAAUCUACACCAUAACAUUCAUAAUCACCAUUCAAAUAAUAAUAAUAAUAAUAGUAAUAAUAAUAAUAAUACAUUAUAUUCAAUGAAUCAUAUAACUACACCGAAUUCAUCUCCAUUUUCAAAUGAUACUUCAACAGAACAAUGUAAUCGUAAUACUUCACUGCCUGCACCUCAUUUAUUGUUACAAUCGAAAUCUGACUAUACACGAACAUCAGUUAUGCUGGAUACACAUAAUCAUAAUGUUAACAAUAGUAAUGAUAAUAAUCAUAGUAGUACUAAUCGUGUUAAUACUUCCUAUUGUACAUCGAAUAGUUUAAGUUAUGCAAAUAAUUCUGAGGCUGUGAAUUUAAACCAUUGUGAUCAAACAUUGGACAGUAAACAAGCAUCAUUUAUUAAUACGACUACUAGUAUUACUAGUACUGCUGGUACUGUUACUCACAAUUAUCAUAAUGGUACACGAGGUAAUUAUAAUUAUCCACGUGGUAGUAAUUUACUCACUUCUCAAUAUGAUAAUAUAACAGAUUCUUUAGCCUAUAAUAAUGAAUAUAUAAAUUAUUCAACUAUAUCAGAAAAUGAAUUUGGACAUUGGAAUAGUAAUUCUUUAACAAAUGAUUUGAAAAUCAAUUCUAGAUCAGAAUUUCGUACACAUAUAAGUGAUACAUCUCAACAGUUAUCCUCAUGUGUAGAUGGAUUUCCUGUACUGUCAACAAAUGAAAAUAUUCCAGGUUUCUCAAGUAUAACUCGUUGUCUAACAUCUUGUCCAACACCAAGACAUGAAGAACACACAGGACAUCAAACAAGUACACAUAUAACUGGUGGUAAUCAUACACAACAUCAUACUUUUCAAUCUAAUGGAUAUUGUAAUAUUCCAGAAAGGAUAUAUGAUAAUACAUCCAAUAGCCCAUCAAAUUUAACAUGUGGACAGACUAUAAUCCAUUCAAGAAUCACUGGUGAUAUGAAGAAUACACCUCAAGUGAAUAAUCGUUCUUCUCGUAGUGCAUCAACACCGACUAGACUAUUAGUUGUAUCAACAACUAGUCCUGUGACAAGUACAAUCACUAUGACUCCUGAUUCUUCAACAAUAGGCUUUACAGGUAAUAAAUUUGGUUGUUCAUCAGAUGAUGGUGAAGCAUCUCCUACACCAACAUGUAGUAGUGGAUGUCCACAAACCCCUGGAAGAACAAGGAAACCUGCACCUACACUAGCUACUGGUAGAAGAAAUUUAAAAGGCGAAUUAGUUGAUCCAGAUGAAGCUGAUCGUCGAAUGAAACGACGUGAACGUAAUCGUAAAUCUGCACAAAAAUGUAGAGAACGUAAAGUUCAACGAACUCAAGAAUUACAAUCUCAAGUGGAAUGUUUACAGUUAGAAGCAAGUAGAUUAAUGCAAGAAUUGGAUAGUUGGCGAUCACGAGCCCGACAAUGUGUUGCAUUGUUACAACAUCAUUGUCCUGGAGUUUCUGUACCAUAUUUAUCAUGUUUAACUGAAGUACCUGCAUGUUUAAGUGAUUAUAAAGAACCUAUAGAUAAUUUAGGUGAUUUACCAGGACAAGAUAAGAAUAUGGAUUGUGAAAGUCAACAGUAUACAUGGAAAAUGAAGUCAUCAACAAAAACCUAUACUAUAAAUGAGACUUCAGAUGGUAUUUUUAUGUCGAAUGAAUCAUCUCAACUACUUCCUCCAAUGAAUUUAUUACAUUCCAAUAUAACAUCGAAUAGAUCAAAAUCUUUAUUGACUUUCUCAUCAAAUAAUUCUGGUAAAGAUAAUGAAAAUCAAAUAUUUUCACAGAAUUCUGAAUUAAAUAAAAUUUCACUUGUAAAUCAUAAUAAUCAUGAUAUAUCAGGUACUUUAUUAAUUCCAAUGUCAAGAAGUACUUCAAAAGCAUCAAUUCAUGGUCCAGCUUCUGCAUCGUCAUCAUCAUCAUCAUCAUCAUCAUCAUGUUCUACAUAUGAAUUAUCAUUCCCUUCAUUAGAAAAUCAUUCUCAUUGUCUUAAUGAAAGUAAUACAUUUAAAGAUUAUACACAAGUUAAUCCACUUUCAAUUAUUGAUAAAAGAGAUAGAUCACGUGUACUCAGUGGUCAAAAUCUAUUGGAUAAUUCGCCUAUUAGUAUAUCAGUUAAAUCAAUCCCAGUUGGGAAUACUAAUAGUAAUCAACAAACAUGGAGUUUAGAAUAUCAUGAAACAUCUGGAAAAAAAAAUUCUUCAAUGGAUUGUUGUAGUCCUUUAUCACCAUUGAAUACAAUAACCAAUGAAACAAAUACUAUGACUAAUCACUUACAAAAUAAUAAAGAUUAUCCAAUUAAAAUGGAUUCAGAAUGUUAUACAGAAUGUGGUAAUUCAAAGAUGCUUAAUAAAACGUAAAAUUAUCACUUUUAACUAUUUGAUAGUAAUAGUAAAACAACAACAACAACAGUUGUCAUGGUAACAUAGAAAGGAAAAUUAGUUUACCAUUUCACGACUAAUCUCUAAGUUUAUUUCUUCAUUUUAAAAUGUAUUCAAUGCUUCCGUUUAUUUGCAUACUCCAUUUUAUCGUUUAUUAUUGUGUGCUUAUAAGUGUUACUUUUUUGAAGAAACUCAUUCACAUAUUUCAUUAUUUCAAUUUUCCAGCUUAAUACUUACUGAAUUUAAUAGGCAUGUUUAAAUAGAUAAUAAUAAUAAUUCAGGGAAUUUGAAUUCCGUUAGUUCAUCUAUAAAGCGCCAAUAUUUAUCUCAAUUACAUCUCAGUUUAUUUAAUUAUUCUACUCUGUUAUUACUUAUUGAAGUAAAUACUUAAUUUCAAAGGUUAGCAGCAUUAUAACUACCAGUACUACUGAUAUCAUUAUGAGUAGUAUCGGUAAGUAGUUUGUCAACUUUUACAUCUAAAUUAUAUACCAUAUAAUUACUAAGUAACUAUGCGAAGUAUUUCCGGUGAUGAUUGACCGACAGGUAUUCUGAAAACUAGUAACAUUUUUCUACAGCAUUUUGAUAAUCAUUUUAUCAUUUUUAUGUACACAUUUUCUUGUCAAUGUUAUUUUUAAUUUAUUCUAAUAAGUUAGGAUAUUUUUGAAAAUUAUCCCAUCAUCUGGAAGCAGAUAUAUGUAUGUACACACAAGAAGACAGAUUCAUGUAUGAAUUCAUUUACUUGAAGACGUUUAAAAUAAAACCUUUGCUACCUGUUCUUACUACUUACAAUCUCUGGUAGUAGUAUGAUGAUGUGAACUGUCUGUGGAAAAGUGUACUUUUUGUCAAUGUAGGACAAUAUCAUACAAACCGGUUGUUUUUCAACAAAAUUUCAUUUCUAGGUUGUUCGGUUUUUAGGUUUUCCAUUUUCCUUUUUGUUUUGGUAAAGAAAAGUUAUUUCUACUGUAUUACUGUUUGUUGUUUAAUAGUAGUAUUAACACUAUCAUUACCAUUGCUAAUACUUCACUUAUUAUCAUUGUUUUUAUCAAUUUAUUUAUAAUUUUGGAGAAUCGAAAAAGUAUUCCCCGUAGUGCCUAAAAGGUCUACUAAUCAUCCUACUGAUACCAGUGCAAUGAUUGUCCUAUGCGUCAGUGUACACUGCACAUAUUAACAUACUACUUAAAUGAGUAAAUCAGUAGUAUAUCAGGUUAUGCUAAAAACCCGUGUGCUUUUUUCAAUAUUUGCGAUUAUAUUAUUUCAAUUUAACUAAUAUUUAUCUGUUUGGUCAUUUAUUUUAUUUCUACACCAUGGUACAUUUUUUUCUAUUUGAAACUGAGCUCAUAAUUUGAUGAUCAGUGCAUUUUUUUCAACAUGCCUUAAACAGUAACAGUUGUAUUGUAGAAUGUAUUUUGUUUUCUCACCUGGUUCGCUCAAUUAUCAUUGAAUUUUUCCAGUUUUUCUCCUUUUUGUAAUUUUUCUAAUUAUUACAAAGACAGUGAUGUUGUUAGGUGGGAGAGAAGAGGUUUAACGGUAUUUGUUUCUAGUUGUUAGAAACUUUCGAAUGCAAAGUCAUUCUCAUCAUUUGGUUUAUUUCGUUAUUUACAUUGUCAUUUUGUUUUUCCUUCGUUUACUAAUUGAAUAUGGCUUCCGAUUUCGAAGUUUUAACUUUUUUUUCAAAUUAACGUUUAAAUACUGUCAGUAAUUAAUUAGUUAAUUUAUUUAUUUAGCAAUAAUUAUACUCAUAAUUAAUAUCGAUAUGAAGUUGUUAUUACUCUUUAAGUUUUAGUCAAUUCAUCC
Molecule: messenger RNA, 4662 nt
Organism: Heterobilharzia americana
Lineage: Eukaryota; Metazoa; Platyhelminthes; Trematoda; Strigeidida; Schistosomatidae
Source: the annotation of a GenBank genome assembly